Molecule: messenger RNA, 5466 nt
Organism: Suricata suricatta (meerkat)
Lineage: Eukaryota; Metazoa; Chordata; Mammalia; Carnivora; Herpestidae
Gene: TOM1L2
Product: target of myb1 like 2 membrane trafficking protein
Exons: 16
Coding region: 1-1614 (537 amino acids)
Biological process (GO): signal transduction
Cellular component (GO): endosome; membrane
Molecular function (GO): clathrin binding; ubiquitin binding; phosphatidylinositol binding
Source: RefSeq, a predicted model, not a curated record
AUGGCCCAGAGGCCAGAUCCUGAGGCCGUGGGUGCUGCCCUGAGAGGCUCCACCUUUCUGCCGAGGGCUGCCAGGGCGCUCCCCUCUUCAGGGGCAGCCAGAGUUCCCAGCUUCUUGGGUCUCCUUGCAGAGAUCCUCCCCUCCAUUGCCCAGUGCGCUAUGCCAAAGGACGCCAUCCGAGCGCUGAAGAAGCGGCUCAACGGGAACCGGAACUACAGAGAAGUCAUGCUGGCGUUAACAGUGCUGGAGACAUGUGUGAAGAACUGCGGCCACCGCUUCCACAUCCUCGUGGCCAACCGGGAUUUCAUCGACAGCGUCCUGGUCAAAAUCAUCUCUCCCAAGAACAACCCUCCCACCAUCGUCCAGGACAAGGUGCUAGCUCUGAUCCAGGCGUGGGCUGAUGCCUUUCGAAGCAGCCCUGACCUCACCGGUGUCGUCCAUAUAUACGAGGAGCUGAAGAGGAAAGGGGUCGAGUUUCCCAUGGCGGACUUGGACGCUCUGUCUCCCAUACACACGCCACAGCGGAGCGUCCCCGAAGUGGAUCCAGCCGCAACCAUGCCCAGGCCCCAGUCGCAGCAGAGGACAAGUGCCAGCUCCUAUUCGUCGCCUCCUCCUGCUCCCUACUCCGCUCCGCAGGCCCCGGCUCUGAGUGUGACCGGCCCCAUCACGGCCAAUUCAGAACAGAUUGCCAGGCUUCGGAGUGAGCUGGACGUCGUUCGAGGAAACACAAAAGUCAUGUCCGAGAUGUUAACCGAGAUGGUCCCCGGGCAGGAGGACUCGUCCGAUCUGGAAUUGCUGCAGGAGCUGAACAGGACCUGCCGGGCCAUGCAGCAGCGCAUCGUGGAGCUCAUCUCCCGGGUGUCCAACGAGGAGGUCACCGAGGAGCUGCUGCACGUCAACGAUGACCUCAACAAUGUCUUCCUCCGCUACGAGAGGUUCGAACGAUACAGGUCAGGCCGAUCAGUUCAAAACACCAGUAAUGGAGUGCUGAACGAAGUGACCGAAGACAACUUAAUAGACCUAGGGCCGGGGUCUCCAGCCGUGGUGAGCCCAAUGGUGGGGAGCACGGCACCCCCGUCUUCUCUCUCCUCCCAGCUUGCAGGCUUGGACUUGGGGACGGAGAGCGUCAGUGGCACCCUCAGUUCACUCCAGCAGUGUAAUCCCCGUGAUGGCUUUGACAUGUUCGCCCAGACGAGAGGGAACUCCUUGGCCGAGCAACGCAAGACGGUAACCUACGAGGACCCCCAGGCUGUCGGAGGACUCGCUUCUGCACUAGACAGUCGGAAACAGAGCUCCGAAGUGAAGAGAGGUAAAGGUGGGGACUCUGACCUGGAGCCCAUAGACAGCUGGCUCAUAACCCAAGGAAUGAUCCCCGUUGCGCAGCCCUCUGUCAUGGACGACAUUGAGGUGUGGCUCAGGACGGACCUGAAGGGCGAUGACCUGGAAGAGGGCGUCACAAGUGAAGAGUUUGAUAAAUUCCUUGAAGAAAGAGCCAAAGCUGCUGAAAUGGUUCCCAACCUCCCCUCACCCCCAGGGGAGGCCCCGGCCCCAGCCUCAAACCCCUCCGGCCGGAAGAAGUCUGAGCGGUCAGAGGAUGCUCUUUUCGCCCUGUGAGCUGUUCUGCGGUUCCGCUCCCCAGACGGCAGGCCACCUCUUGUUCCCCCAGUCCUCACUAGGCACUGGCCAUUCCUCCCAUCCCCAGUCCCCACUCGGUCCUGUGCUGCUGUGUCUCCAUGGAAACGCCACUGUGUUUGCUCCCAGGCCUCCCACUAGUCAGGACCAGCUUCAGCCACCUCUUUCUCUCCAGAUGGUGGGACAGCAGCCAGAGGCUCUCUGCCCCUGCCCCUGCCCCUCUGGCCCACAGGCUCCCUCUACCCAUGUGUCCUCCCCGGAAGAACAGGCAUCAGGAGCCAGGCAGGCCCCAUGGGACCAUUUCCUGAGGAGACGUCUGGACUGCCUUUCUUCCGGUUUCCACCCACAGAGAAGGGGGUCAGAUCCCAGCCCCUUCCCCCUGUGUCCUGCCCCUGCCUGGCUCAGUGGGUCUCCUUGGACUGGCCUACCCUCCGGUGCCCCUGUUCCACAAAGGGCUUGUCUGCACCUGUGGGCUUGGUCUCACUCCCUGGAAUGCUGCUCCCUGACGCGUGUCACCUUGUGGCACUUGGCGUGCUCAGCACUUUAGAAGGCUCUGUGGAUGCCCUUGUGCGAGGCCUCUCACCCUCUCGACCUUGUCUUCAUCACGAGGCUGCUAGCCCGGGCCCCUGCCCAGGAUGGCUCAGCAGCUGAGCCUGGGCCCCAGGGGUCCCCGGGGGACCCACAGGCUCCCGGUGUGCGGAGGGAGAGCCAAAAGCGGUUGCAGAGACAGCAUGCGGCCCGUGAGGCUGGUCACGAGGCACGUGGGGUAGCUCCUGCAGAGAUCCACCACUGCACACCAGACUGCUCGGUGUCCCUGUCUGUGGAGGGGCCUGCUCUAGGAGGAAUUGCUCUGGGCUGCUUGGGAAAGCUCGGUUGGCUGGUGAGCGAGCACACCACGCUCGGGGCUUUGGCCUGGACUGUGGCGGCCUCUGUGCCUCUACCUCUAGGGCCCAGCAGCAGAUGGCUCUGCACCAUGUUUGGAGAUCCAAUGACUAAGGGGCUGGAGUGACCCUCUAGUCCUGCACUGCCCCUUGGCGUGGGUCUCUGCCAACAUCGGUGGCUUCCUCCACAGAACAUCCCAACAACCUGUCCUUCCCCCACCCCGAACCCCCUCGCCGCUGAUUUGGACCCUCUCUCCAAGCCAACCUAGAAGGCUGGUGGCCUGGGGCUGAGAGCUAGGGCUUGAGGACACCUCCUCUCGUCACCGUCACUGGGUGUCUCCUGGCCACGGGCAAGGCACUCAGCCUUGACAUGGUCUGGGGUCCAGCCUGCCCCACCCCUGCGCUAUGGUUGCCCCGAAGAAGAAAACUGCUGCAGCAGCUGCUCUGAGCCAGUAUGUGAGUUGCUGGGGCCCGGGUCAGUGUUCCAAAAGGUGCUGCCCAGGUACCCAGGCCAAACGUGUUCCUGAGCCAUGGCGUGGUCAGCCCUUCCCACCUGGCAGGUGGAACAAGGAAAGAGCUGGGCUUGAUACAGGCUUACACCAGGCCUCUCGCUGGAAGCCCGGCACCUCUGGUAGACAGCAGGGCGCUGCCCAGCCCAGAACCCUGUGCCCUGUGUCACCCGCCAGCCUCCUCCAAAGAGGAGGUGCGGGGUCUAGCUGGGGGCCCUCCUGGCAGGUCCAGCUGUGGGAGGUCACACUCCGACUCCCCAGAGGACAUGCAGGAAGCUCCCCCUCAGAGAUCAGAGCUCAGCCAGCCUGACUCCAGCCCCGCCCUCCCUGGCAAUCAGUGCCACGCUCUACUGUCCCCCCGACCCAGCCCCUCCGUCCACUGGCUCCUCUCCUCUUAACAUUGCUCACAGCCAGAGCCCCCUGAGGCCUGCCCGGACAUUAGGACGUCUGAAGUCAGCUGGCUUGACGUGAGCUGCCGAGAAGGUGGCCGGGAUGGUCCAGUUGUACCCAGCGACCCAGCUCGAAUCCUCAGCAGCCUGGAGCACUUGCCUCUGAGGGGGCUGGGGGCCGAGCCCGGCGUCCUCCAAGGGACGAGCCAGCCUCCUGGCCUUGUGGGAGGAGAAGCCCCACCAUGAGCGGGAGUCUGAAGAGUCUGAGGGGAGAGGAGGCUCCCGGCAGAGAGCUGACACCCAUAUCUGUCUGGGGAACCUCAGCACAGCUGCCCUUAGUACCCGUGGCCCAGAGCUGCUCCCCAACUCUGGGCAGUGCGUGGUGGUGGAGCCUGUGGCCGGAAGGCGUGGCUCACACAGGGAGGAGGCCCUGCCUUCCCGGCCUGCGCUGCCCCUCCUGUUCUCAAGUCCUGUGCGGAAGCAGCCUGCCCAGACCCAGAGGCCUGCACAAAAAGCUGAGUAGGGGCCCAGGUGACCUUAAGGGGGUGCUGCUCAGUUCUUCCUGUCCCGAGGCCGCAGGCACCCCAGGCCACUCUGCUGCUGGCUCCCUUCCCCCCAGGGAGCCCAGCUCCCAGGCCGCCUGCGCUGGCCAGUGCCUGGCCCUCAGGAGUGAGACCCUCAUGAGCCACCAGCCGCUCCACAAGUGUUAGAAAUCACAGAUAAAGUAUGUACUUAAUUACACUAAAUUAUUGCUGGGAUUCCUUAUAAGCACUAAUUAUACCUGAUUAUAGGUUAAAAAUAUUUAUUUUGUCAAAAUAUUUUCUUGGGGAUGUGUUUAACCUUUUCUGUGUUCAUUGUGUGCAGAGAUGAGAAAACUAACCAUUUCUUCCUGCUACCUUUGUGGCCAGUGGGCAGCGAUGACCCAGGGCACUGGUGGGCUUGUGGCCAACCUGUCCCAGGGCAGUCCCUGCCUGGGAACCCCCCUCCCAGGGACCCAGCAGGCCGACUGGGGCCAGGCUGAGAGGUGACCCACCUGCUUAUCAGCAUGCAUGGGACAAGGGGUUUCUGAGCCGAAAGGGCUUGAUGCUGGCCAGGGCUGGAGGGAAGGGGGACUUCGUCCGUUGUCUGUCCUGUUUUUCUGUUUGUCAGCCCCAUCUGUGUGAGUGACCGUGUCAUCUGCCUUGGCUCACUGCCCUUCCCUUCCUCCUCCUGGGGUCCAGAGCAAGAGGGCCUGCACUGUCCCUCAAGACCCCCCACGGGGAGAGUGGUGGCAAGGGCUCUGGACCCUCCAGCUUCGUGGGGCAGACAGCUGCUCAGCCUCCGACACCCCUGCUCCUCCUCGGCCCUCCUGCCCUCCACAUAACCUACACACGUUUCUCACUCGGUCUGGCCCAGCCUCCUGGACGGUUGAGGAGGACUGUGGGCUAGCUGGGUAAGAGCACCGAGCAGGAGCGCUGUGUUCUCAGCCUGGCCCCAGCCGGCCCGCCACGAGCCUCCCCUCUGUGUGCUGUAGGGACCCUGGGCCCUGCUGUCCGUCCACCCUGUGGGGACCAGCCCGUCUCACCACCGUGGCUGAGUGUGUGCUCGCGCACCCAGAAGACGCCCCUGGUGGUACCCACCUCUCCCAGUACCCGCCUCUCCCAGUGCCUGUCUGCGGCCCUUCCUGUCUGUGGGGGUCCAAGCCAGGUUUCCCCGCGGCCACCAGUUGUCAGCCCUGGAGUUGCAAUCCUCCGGUGUCUAAAGUCUCCAGGCUCUCCUGGAGAAAGGGGGAUGGAUAUUUAUUUCCUAAAGUUUGCACUUAAUUUGUGAGGGUCUCAGGAUUGUGGGGGCUAUUGAAAGAGAGACGUGUGGAGUUUAUUGUCCAGUCGUCCGGGAAGUCUGAUGUUCCGUCCCUGUUGUGCGUUUCUGUGGGCGGAGCCGGUUGUGGGGGGGCGGGGCAGUGCACUAGAGGCUCAGCGCAGCCGCCCACCCGCUGGCUCUCCUUCCAGAUGUUGUCUCUUUCGUUUGGGUUCCUGCAUGUAAAAUGCUCCACAAUAAAUAAAUGAACAAACUGCA